Molecule: messenger RNA, 8468 nt
Organism: Salvelinus fontinalis (brook trout)
Lineage: Eukaryota; Metazoa; Chordata; Actinopteri; Salmoniformes; Salmonidae
Product: methionine-R-sulfoxide reductase B2, mitochondrial-like
Exons: 3
Coding region: 289-645 (118 amino acids)
Biological process (GO): response to oxidative stress; protein repair
Cellular component (GO): cytoplasm
Molecular function (GO): peptide-methionine (R)-S-oxide reductase activity
Source: RefSeq, a predicted model, not a curated record
ACACACAGACACGUCUCCUGUCCUCAGCAUCAAUGACCAUGGACUGACAAUUCAUAACCAUCGGUGGGUUCAUUGAGUAGGUUUGUAUGGAUUUUGUUUAUAGUCUUCCUCAGUGUGGAAGAUGAUAGGAGCAGUUGGUUAAAGAAUGACUUACAGUAUGGGCUGCAUCUCAGUAGUCUACAGUGGCUCCCUCUCCUCACCUUCAUUUGCACUGAUCUGAAAACAUAGGCCAGGGUAAAGCAAUAUGGUGGAAGCCUCAAAAAACAACAUAUAGUGUGCCUACUCUGUAUGUGUCCUCAACCUUUCAGCGGUCUCUAUCUGAACCAUAGUGAAGUGGGGAUGUACCCGUGUGUGUCCUGCGACCCUCCCCUCUUCAGUUCAGAGGUGAAGUAUGACUCGGACAUGGGCUGGCCGGCAUUCAAAGAGGCUCAUGGGACAUGGGAACGCGACAAGAGCCACGUAUCCAUCAUCCGUCACCCUGACAACACCCUGGGUAGUGCAGAGACAGAGGUCUUCUGUAAACAUUGUGACGCCCAUCUGGGUCAUGUGUUUGAGGAUGGACCGGACCCCACCGGAGAGAGGUUCUGCAUCAACAGCGUCUCUCUCAACUUCAGGCCCAGAGAACCCGGACCCGGCGACCAGUAGAACCCCCUAGAACCAUCUUAAAUCACCUAAGCCUGACCAGAACCAACCUUCAAACCCAGAGAACACAAACCCGAGGGCCAGUAGAACGCAACAGGCCCAAUAUCUGGAUCCCUAACCAGAGAUCUCAGCAUCAGGAAUACUGUUUUAUAUGUCUGUAUCUUUCUGUAACUGAUCAUAGAUGAGCUUGUGACCUAUAUUUACCUGGCUGUGUGGUCUUCCCAACCAUAGCCACAACUACUGUACAUUAUACAGUGCCUUCGGAAAGUAUUCAGACCCCUUGACUUUUUCCACAUUUUGUUACAUUACAGCCUUAUUCUAAAAUGUAUUAAAUAUUUUUUUCCUCAUCAGUCUACACACACACUACCCCAUAAUGGCAAAGCAAACAGUUUUAGAAAUGUUUGCAAAUGUAUAAAAGCAUACUUUAUUUACAUACGUAUUCAGACCCUUUGCUAUGAGACUCGUAAUUGAGCUCAGGUGCAUCCUGUUUCCAUUGAUCAUCAUUGAGAUGUUUCUACAACUUGGAGUCCAGCUGUGGUAAAUUCUAUUUAUUGGAUAUGAUUUGGAAAGGCACACACCUGUCUAUAUAAGGUCCCACAGUUGAUGGUUGUUGCUCUGACAUGCACUAAGUCAGCUCUGAGACAGGAUUGUGUCGAGGCACAGAUCUGGGGAAGGGUACCAAUACAUUUCUGCAGCUUUGAAGGUCCCCAAGAACACAGUGGCUUCAUCAUUCUUAAAUGGAAGAAGGUUGGAACCUUCAAGGCUUGCCGCCAAACUGAGCGGAGAGAAGCACCUUGGUCAGGGAGGUGACCAAGAAUUCAAUGGUCACUCUGACAGAGCUAUAGAGUUCCUCUAUGGAGAGGAAGGACAACUGUCUCUGCAUCACUCCACCAAUCAGGCCUUUAUGAUAGAGUGGCCAGACGGAAGCCAUUCCUCAGUAAAAGGCACAUGACAGCCCACUUGGAGUUUGCCAAAAGGCACUUAAAGACUCUCAGACCGUUAGAAACAAGAUUCUCUGAUCUGAUGAAACCAAGAUUGAACUCUUUGGUCUGAAUGGCAAGCAUCACGUCUGGAGGAAACCUGGCACCAUCCCUAAGGUGAAGCAUGGUGGUGGCAGCAUGAUGCUGUGGGGAUGUUUUUCGGGACAAGUCUCUGAAUGUCCUUGAGUGGCCCAGCCAGAGCCCGGACUUCAACCCGAUCGAACAUCUCCGAAGAGACCUGAAAAUAGCUGAACUGCAAUGCUCCCCAUCCAACCUGAGAGCGUGAGAGGAUCUGCAAAGAAGAAUGGGAGAAAUUCCCCAAAUACAGGUGUACCAAGCUUGUAGCGUCAUACCCAAGAAGACUCGAGGCUGUAAUCGCUGCCAAAAGUGCUUCAACAAAGUACUGAGUAAAGGAUCUGAAUACUUAUGUAAAUGUAUUUGUUUUUUUAUUCGUAAUAUAUUAGCAAUAAUUUCAAAACUGUUUUUGCUUCGUCAUUAUGAGUUGUGUGUAGAUUGAGGGGGAAAAAGGAAAAAAAACGAUUUUAAUAAAUUUUAGAAUAAGGCUGUAACGUAACAAAAUUUGGAAAACGUCAAUGGUCUGAAUUUCCGAAGGCACUGUUUGUUAAUGGUCACAUUUUGUAAUGCUUGUUAAAGGGUUUUCAAUCAAGUUCACUGGGAAUCUGAGAUUUAACUGUUAGGUCAUUAUGAGGUGACGUCACUAAAGCUGCUGUAGGUCCCAUGACAGAAAAGUCUGAAAUUAGGAAGGAAUUCUAAUAUUGGCUCUAGAACUAAAAGGAAACCCCUGUUGUUGCUCAGCAGGACCAGGUUUGAAGACCAUUGUAUGACCAUAACGGGCUGCAGAUUUAGGGUCUCAUUCCUGGGCACUGAACACCAGGGCUUAGUGUCUGCUAUUGUGUACAGUUAGUAUGUCUGUGCUAGAACUUAGGGGGUCUACACAGUCUAUGCAAACGGAGUCAAAGGAUGUCCAUUUGUGUUGCUCUGUAAGUAGUUCUACGUACAUUUGUGCGGCUCACUUCCUUUGGCUCUGCUUCCGUAGACUGUAGACCCCUUUACUGUCACUUGAACCAUUCAACAUGGAGCAUAGUCCGGGUUAGCGGAGGGUUUGGCCGGCCGGGAUAUCCUUGUCCCGUCGCGCUCUAGCGACUCCUUGUGGCAGGCCAGGCGCAUGCACGCUAACUUCGGUCGGCAGUUGUUUCCUCCAACACAUUGGUGCAGCUGGUUAAGCGAGCAGUGUGUCAAGAAGCAGCGCAGUGUGUCAAGAAGCAGCGCAGUGUGUCAAGAAGCAGCGCAGUGUGUCAAGAAGCAGAGCAGGGUGUCACGAAGCAGAGCAGGGUGUCACGAAGCAGCGCAGGGUGUCAAGAAGCAGAGCAGGGUGUCAAGAAGCAGAGCAGGGUGUCAAGAAGCAGAGCAGCUUGGCAAGGUCGAGUUUCGGAGGACGCAUGGCUCUCAACCUUCGCCUCUCGAGUCCGUAUGGGAGUUGCAGUGAUGGGACAAGACUAAAUACCAAUUGGAUAAAAUUUGAUCACACAAAAUUGGUGAGAAAAAUAGGUAAAAAGUAAAGAAAGAGGCACCACAGAGAGAGUGAGGGUCGGACACAAGAUAUGUUUUAUUUAUUUCAUCUUUAUUUAACCAGGUAGGUGGCAGCAGAGAACUGGAAGGAAAGGUGGCCAAAGAAAGUGUUGGCUUUGGGGAUGACCAGUGAAAUAUACCUCCUGGAGCGCGUGCUACGGGUGGGUGUUGCUAUGGUGACCAGUGAGCUGAUAUAAGGCGGGGCUUUACCAAGCAAAGACUUAUAGAUGACCUGGAGCCAGUGGUUUUGGCGACGAACAUGUCGCCAAACCCACUGAGAGCAUACAGGUCGCAGUGGUGGGUAGUAUAUGGGGCUUUGGGGACAAAACAGAUGGCACUGUGAUAGCAAACUGGAUGUAGUCUGAGUAGAGUGUUGGAGGCUAUUUUGUAAAUGACAUCGCAGAAGUCAUGGAUCGGUAGGAAGUCAAUUCUAGAUUUAAUUUUGGAUUGGAGAUGCUUAAUGUGAGUCUGGAAGGAGAGUUUACAGUCUAACCAGACACCUAGGUAUUUGUAGUUGUCCACAUAUUCUAAGUCAAAACCGUCCAGAGUGGUGAUGCUAGUCGGGCAGCAAAUCGGUUGAAGAGCAUUUAGUUUUACUAGCAUUUAAAACCAGUUGUUGGUCACGGAAGGAGUGUUGUAUUAGAGUGAAGCCCGUUUGGAGGUGUGUUAACACAAGUGUCCAGAAGUAUACAGAAUGGUGUUAUCUGCGUAGAAGUGGAUAAGAGAAUCACCAGCAGCAAGAGCGACAUCAUUGAUACAGUUGACACAAAUACACCUACAUUUAAACUCAGUUUCAUAAUUCUUGACUUUUAAUCCGAAUACAAAUUCCAUGUCUUAGGUCAGUUAGGAUCACCACUUUAUUUUAAGAAUGUGAAAUGUCAGAAUAAUAGUAGAGAGAAUGAUUUAUUUCAGCUUUUAUUUCUUUCAUCACAUUCCCAGUGGGUCAAAAGUUUAUAUACACUCAAUUAGUAUUUGGUAGCAUUGGCUUUAAAUUGUUUAAUUUGGGUCAAAUGUUUCAGGUAGCCUUCCACAAGCUUCCCACAAUAAGUUGGGUGAAUUUUGGCCCAUUCCUCCUGACAGAGCUGGUGUAACCGAGUCAGGUUUGUAGGCCUCCUUGCUCGCUUUUUCAGGUCUGCCCACAAAUUCUCUAUGGGAUUGAGGUCAUGGCUUUGUGAUGGCCACUCCAAUACCUUGAAUUUGUUGUCCUUAAGACAUUUUGCCACAACUUUGGAAGUAUGCUUGGGGUCAUUGUCCAUUUGGAAGACCCAUUUGUGACUGAGCUUUAACUUCCUGACUGAUGUCGUGAGAUGUUGCUUCAAUAUAUCCACAUAAUUUUCCUACCUCAUGAUGCCAUCUAUUUUGUGAAGUGCACCAGUCCCUCCUGCAGCAAAGCACCCCCACAACAUGAUGCUGCCACCCCCAUGCUUCACAGUUGGGAUGGUGUUCUUCGGCUUGCAAGCCUCCCCCUUUUCCCUCCAAACAUAAUGAUGGUCAUUAUGGCCAAAGAGUUCUAUUUUUGUUUCAUCAGACCCGAGGACAUUUCUUCAAAAAGUACGAUCUUUGUCCCAAUGUGCAGUUGCAAACCGUAGUCUGGCUUUUUUAUGGCGGUUUUGGAAGUGGCUUCUUCCUUGCUGAGUGGCCUUUCAGGUUAUGUCGAUAUAGGACUCAUUUUACUGUCGAUAUAGAUACUUUGUACCUGUUUCCUCUAGCAUCUUCACAAGGUCCUUUGCUGUUGUUCUGGGAUUGAUUUGUACUUUUUGCACCAAAGUACGUUCAUCUCUAGGAGACAGAACACAUUUCCUUCCUGAGCGUUAAACGUCUGCGUGGUCCCAUAGUGUUUAUACUUGCGUACUAUUGUUUGUACAGAUGAACGUGGUACCUUCAGGCGUUUGUAAUAGCUCCCAAGGUUGAACCAGAGUUGGAGGUCUACAUUUUUUUUUCUGAGGUCUUGGCUGAUUUCUUUAGAUUUUCCCAUGAUGCCAAGCAAAGAGGCAAUGAGUUUGAAUGUAGGCCUUGAAAUACAUCCAUAGGUACACCUCCAAUUGACUCAAAUGAUGUCAAUUAGCCUAUCAGAAGCUUCUAAAGCAAUGACAAUUUUCUGGAAUUUUCCAAGCUUUUUAAGGGCACAGUCAACUUAGUGUAUGUAAACUUCUGACCCACUGUAGUUAUAAGUGAAAUAAUCUGUCUGUAAACAAUUGUUGGAAUAAUUACUUGUCAUGCACAAAGUAGGUGUCCUAACCGACUUGCCAAAACUAUAGUUUGUUAACAUGAAAUUUGUGGAGUGGUUGAAAAAUGAGUUUUAAUGACUCCAACCUAAGUGUAUGUAAACUUCCGAUUUCAACUGUAUUUACAAAGAAAAGUGUCAGCCUGAGAAUUGAACCCUGUGGCAUCUCCAUAGAGACUGCCAGAGGUCCAAACAGGCUCUCCAAUUUGACACACUUAACUCUGAGAAGUAGUUGGUGAACCAGACGAGGCAGUUAUUUGAGAAAUGAAGGCUAUUGAGUCUGCCGAUAAGAAUGCGGUGAUUGACAUCAAAUCAAAUUUAUUUAUAUAGCCCUUACAUCAGCUGAUAUCUCAAAGUUCUGUACAGAAACCCAGCCUAAAACCCCAAACAGCAAGCAAUGCAGGUGUAGAAGCACGGUGGCUAGGAAAAACUCCCUAGAAAGGCCAAAACCUAGGAAGAAACCUAGAGAGGAACCAGGCUAUGAGGGGUGGCCAGUCCUCUUCUGGCUGUGCCGGGUGGAGAUUAUAACAGAACAUGGCCAAGAUGUUCAAAUGUUCAUAAAUGACCAGCAUGGUCAAAUAAUAAUCACAGUAGUUGUCGAGGGUGCAGCAAGUCAGCAUUGACAGAGUCGAAAGCCUUGGCCAGGUCGAUGAAGACGGCUGCACGGUACUGUCUUUUAUCGAUGACGGUUAUGAUAUCGUUUAGGAUCUUGAGCGUGGCUGAGGUGCACCCAUGACCAGAGCUGUUGGCCGGGGUAGGGGUAGCCAGGAUAUAAAGAAUGGCCAGCCGUAGAAAAAUGCUUAUUGAAAUUCUCGAUUAUCGUAGAUUUAUUGGUGGUGAGUGUUUACUAGCCUAAGUGCAGUGGGCAGCUGCUCUUAUUCUCCACGGACUUUAGUGUCCCAGAACUUUUUGAAAUUAGUGCUACAGGAUGCAAAUUUCUGUUUGAAAAAGCUAGCUUUAGCUUUCCUAACUGACUGUGUAUAUUGGUUCCUGACUUCCCUGAAAAGUUGCAUAUCGCAGGGGCUGCUAUUCGAUGCUAAUGCAGAACGCCACAGGAUGUUUUUGUGCUGGUCAAGCGAAGUUAAAUCUGGGGUGAACUAAGGGCUAUAUCUGUUCUUAGUUCUACAUUUUUUGAAUGGGGCAUGCUUAUUUAAGAUGGUGAGACGAGCCCUUUUAAAGAGCAACCAGGCAUCCUCUACUGACGGGAUGAGGACAAUAUCCUUCCAGGAUACCCGGGCCAGGUCGAUUAGAAAAGCUUUCUCGCUGAAGUGUUUUAGGGAGCGUUUGACAGUGAUGAGGGGUGGUCAUUUGACCACAGACCCAUUAUGGAUGCAAGCAAUGAGGCAGUGAUCGCUGAGAACCUGGUUGAAGACAGCAGAGGUGUAUUUAGAGGGCAAAUUGGUCAGGAUGAUAUCUAAGAGGGUGCUCAUGGUUACGGAUUUAGGGUUGUACCUGGUAGGUUCUUUGAUAAUUUGUGUGAGAUUGAGGGCAUCUAGCUUAGUUUGUAGGACGGCCGGGGUGUUAAGCAUAUCCCAGUUUAGGUCACCUAACAGUACGAACUCUGAAGAUAGAUGGGGGGCAAUCAAUUCACAUAUGGUGUCCAGGGCACAGCUGGGGGCUGAUAGAGAGAGGAGUUCUGGUAUUACACUAGACAAUAAUUUAGCAGUGAUGCAGAAACCAAAGAGCUGACCAUGACCCCAGAGGAGACCCCACAGGAAGUACAAGGUCAACCCCCCCAGCUCAGAACAUCGACUUACAAGUAUAGGGGUGUGUGUGUGUGUGUGUGUGUGUUCAUGCAAACACUCAUAAUUUACAUGAUGUCACAACUACAGCAUAAACACAGUCAUUAGUCAGUGGCGGACUUGCAAUGUUGAAUUCCUUCUAUAUCGUGUUUGUUGUAGAUGGGAGAUGACGUGUUACCUGGUCAGCGUACCUGAUUAUUAGGUCACAGGGCGAGACCCAGAUGCAGACACGGGAGGCAGAUGGUUCGAGUCUCUGAUAUUUAUUAUAAUCCAAGGGGCAGGCAAGAGAAUGGUCGUGGACAGGCAAAAAGAUCAUAACAAGGUCAGAGUCCAGGAGAUAUAGAGUGGCAGGCAGGCUCCAGGUCAGGGCAGGCAGAAUAGUCAGCCAGGCGGUUCAGAGUCAAGGCAGGCAAGGGUCAAAACCGGGAGGACUAGCAAAACAGAGAUAAGGGGAAAAGCAGGACCACGGAAAAACACGCUGGUUGACAAGACAAACUGGCAACAGGCAAACAGGGAACACCGGAAUAAAUACCCAGGGGCUAAUGUGGAAAACGGGUGACACCUGGAGGUGAGCGGAGACAAUCACAAAGACAGGUGAAACAGAUCAGGGCGUGACACUGAUGAUCCUGAAGCCCCCUCCUCUCUGUUAGCACUAACACCUGCCUGGGACUUACACUACCUGCUCUCUCAAUUCAAUGUAAGGGUUUUAUUGGCAAGGGAAACAUAUGUUAACAUUUCCAAAGCAAUUGAAAUAUAUAAUAAAAUAAACAAUACAAAUUAGCAGUAAACAUUACACUCACAAAAGUCCCAAAAUAAUAAAGACAUUACAAAUGUCAUAUUAUGUGCAAACGGUUCAAGUACAAAAGGGAAAAUAAAUAAACAUAAAUAUGGGUUGUAUUUACAAUGGUGUUUGUUCUUCACUGGUUGCCCUUUUCUUGUGGCAACAGGUCACAAAUCUUGCUGCUGUGAUUGCACACUAGUAUUUCACCCAGUAGAUAUGGGAGUUGAUCAAAAUUGGAUUUGUUUUCUAAUUCUUUGUGUAUCUGUGUAAUCACACACACAGCAUUAUGCAAUGUUAAAGCUUCCUGAGUAGAUAGACAGUUCAGCAGAGGUACCCCCCCCCCAUCACCCACACCCCAGUAUGCCGUCUCCUCCAGCUAUCUCUAUAAUGGUAAGAGUCCUUUCCUCUCCACCCGGCCGUCUCUAGCUAUCUCUAUAAUGGUAAGAGUCCUUUCCUCUCCACCCGGCCGUCUCCUCCAGCUAUCUCUAUAAUGGUAAGAGUCCUUUCCU